AUGUUGCUGAUGGGUCACCAGAGUGCUAUAUACACAAUGAAGUUCAACCCAUUAGGAACAGUCGUUGCAUCUGGGUGUCAUGACAGAGAAAUUUUUCUUUGGAGUGUGCAUGAGGUUUGCAAGAACUUCAUGGUUCUUAAAGGACACAAGAAUGCAGUUUUGGAUCUACAUUGGACUAUUGAUGGAUCCCAGGUAAUAGAAGCCAGUCUUGACAAAACUCUGAGGGCAUGGGAUGUUCGAACGGGGAAACAAAUAAAGAAAAUGGCAGAGCACUCCUCGUGUGUGAAUUCAUGCUGUCCUUCUCAGAGAGGGCCACUACUGGUUGUCAGCGGAUUUGAUGAUGGAGCUGCCAAACUGUGGGAUAUGUGGCAGAGGGGUGCCAUUCAGAUAUUUCCAGAUAAAUAUCAAAUCACAGCUGUCAGUUUCUCAGAUGCAUCUGACAAGAUAUUCACAGGUGGUAUCGACAAUGACAUCAAGGUCUGGGACUUGCGCAAAGGUGAAGUAUCAAUGACUCUUCUCGGGCAUCAAGAUAUGAUAAUAGGUAUGCAGUUGAGUCCUGAUGGCUCUUAUCUUCUUACGAAUGGUAUGGACUGUAAGCUCUGCAUAUGGGAUAUGCGAUCAUAUGCACCGCAAAAUCGAUGUGUGAAGGUAAUGGAAGGGCACCAACACAACUUCGACAAAAACUAG
Juglans microcarpa x Juglans regia is the source of this 687-nucleotide messenger RNA. RefSeq names its product U5 small nuclear ribonucleoprotein 40 kDa protein-like. Bases 1 to 687 code for a protein of 228 amino acids. Gene Ontology annotation, cellular component: catalytic step 2 spliceosome. Gene Ontology annotation, molecular function: RNA binding; protein binding. The transcript has a single exon. The record is from RefSeq and is a predicted model, not a curated record. Lineage: Eukaryota; Viridiplantae; Streptophyta; Magnoliopsida; Fagales; Juglandaceae.